AUGUAUGCAUCAAGUUGUAUCCAACCAAGGCUUAUUCAGGUCUUGCAUCAGAGUGACUCUGAUGAGUCUCAUCACCGCGAGAUUCACAACAGUCUCAAGCAAGCCUCACUUUCGCAGCCCUCACUGAACAAGGCUCAUUUGAGCCUCAAAUCAGUCUAUAUUUUUCCAGCCUGGACAAAGCAAGCCUGUUUAAGGGCUGUUUUCAUUGUCAGCCUUGCUUUUUCCCACCUGGGUAGAUGCAAUACCCCCCAAAAACUUGAAGACAGAGAAAAAGACGAAGCUGUGAGGCAAACGGUUGUCAUGAGCUGUCCUGGCGGGGAGCCAGAGAGGUCCAACGAAGAUCCAGAAUGUCCUGAGCUUGAGGACUCACUGUCGACAAAAGUUGCUGGACUCCCGCCCGUCGUCGCUGUAAUCGAGGACAAACUUGAAGUUCCUGCCUCAAUACUGUUCAACAGUCAUGCCAAACGUUCAGAAGAACCUCUCGGAUCCCCAAUAAAAACUGAAGGCUUCAUUGAUAAAGAGGCCAGUUUGAAGGACGAAAAUGAAGCCAUCCGCCCGACUUCUGCGUCAAUAAUUGAAAAGGGACAAAUUUCUGGAGAAAUUAUGGAUAAGAAUGUUGAGGAGAGAGCAGCAAGCACUCAACCGUUAGUAGACAAUGCUAGGGAUAACGGAUUACAGGAUGACAAACAAAAGAUCAUCGGCAUCGACAGCAGCCCACCACCUGCGACACCGCAACUGCCGCAAAUAGUCGUAGUUACUCCUUCACCCUCUAUGCAACUUUCUCACGGAUUCAAGAACAAAAUCCAUAUCAAAUCGGAAUCGACUAUUCCAGCCGGAAGCAGUAAGACCGCACAUUUACAUUCGCCCCUGGCACACGAAGCGAAAAAAAAACCGAAUUGUCCUGGACAAAUUCACACAACGAUUCCCGUGCUAUCCGGUAAGGUGCUUGCGAAACCAGGAAAACAGCCAGCGAAAGCGAGCAAAGACGUCUACGACUUGUCAGACGAAGAGGAGGAAAACAUUUUUCGCAAAAAACAUCCCAAAAAAACACCACCUCCUGCAAAAAAGACAGCAACAAGCCCGACAAAGACACAGAUGAUGGCGGUACUCCAGAACAUUGCAGAACGGUUAGGAAACACAGCAACUGAGAACAAUUCAUCUUUGGUAAGAUUGAUUUCGUGA
Fopius arisanus is the source of this 1182-nucleotide messenger RNA. NCBI's taxonomy places the organism in Eukaryota, Metazoa, Arthropoda, Insecta, Hymenoptera, Braconidae. The record is from RefSeq and is a predicted model, not a curated record.